AUGGCAGAAACUCUACCUUCUGCCAUUGAACAGGAAUUGUUAGGUAUUAAACAUCUACUUUGGGGCAACGAAAUCAAACUGGAUAUUUUUAAAAGGUGGUCACAAGGUUUUUAUUUUAGUUCACAGGAAAAAAGUGCUUUGGAACAAACGGAAGGUGGACCAUGUGCAAUAAUAGCCCCUGUGGAAGCCUUUAUUCUCAAAAACCUACUUUUAGAGUACAAAGAUUUAUGUUUUAGAGAAUCGAUAAAUCUAGAAAUCCAAAAUCGUGUAUUAGUUACUGCUCUCUGUGAAAUACUUGGACAAUGUAAUACCAGAAAGUAUUAUGUAGUGUAUUUAAACAGUGAUUUAAGUGAACAGCUUAGUGAAACAGGGGUUAAAGGACCAAGUGUUCCAAGUACUAGUCCUGUAGAAGUAGACCCAGCUAGGUUUCAUGAAAACCUAAAAGUACAUUGCUUUCAGUGCCUAGAUGACGUUAAUAAGUAUUAUUCAGAAAAUACAUCUAAAUUAAAAGCACAGUAUGGCAUUUUGUUGUUUUUAUACACUGUGAUAGCUUCUAAGGGUUUAGAGCGAGUUAAAGCUGAUUCAGAUAGCCAAGAUCCAUUAAUUGACGAAACAUAUGGCUAUGGCAGCCAAAGUCUUAUAAAUUUAGUAAUGACUGGGAUGGCAACGACGUAUGUGUGGGAUCAUUAUGAAGAUGUCGGAGGGCUGAAACUAAAAGGGAUUGAAAGUCAGAGCCAAAUAGGUUUUAUAACCAUAAUGGAAUAUCAUAGGUACUGCACAGUAGGAUCAUUUUACAAGAAUCCCAUACAUCCUGUAUGGGUGCUAGCGUCAGAUACGCACUUAACAGUUCUUUUCAGCGACGAACGUAAAUUGGUAAGUCCUGAAACAAAAAGUGAACAGGCCAGAAGGGUGUUCAAGAGUUUUGAUCCUCAUGGAAAUAACUUUAUCAGUUCUGAUAAAUUACAAGACGUGCUUAAGAACUUAGAUCUAGUAAGCGAACUUGAAUAUGUAAAUAUAAUGAAGAAAAAAUUAGAUAACGAAAAUUUAGGUAUAAUUCUGUUAAAUGCCUUCAUGGAUGAAUUUUUUCCCAUAGAAGAGUCUUCGACCCCAGACAUGUUCACUCUGGUCCAUUACAAUGGACUGGCAAGGAGUAAUAUCAAUGGACAUGUUCACUAUCAUAUAGGUUCAGCCAUCUUGCUGGAAUCUGAUAUUAAAUCAGUGUGUGAGUCUAACCCAAUGUUGACAGUACUCCAAACGAAGUGGCCAAAUAUAGAAGUGAACUGGUGCGAUAACAUCACCCCCUCUCUUAACUAA
This is a messenger RNA of Psylliodes chrysocephalus, 1314 nucleotides long. The record is from the annotation of a GenBank genome assembly. Lineage: Eukaryota; Metazoa; Arthropoda; Insecta; Coleoptera; Chrysomelidae.